GAAUUGUUGGAAACCCAUGGACACCUGAUUCCUACUGGUACUCAGAGUCUCUGGAUAGGCGAUUCUGAUGAAGAUGAGGAGCAAGAGGAAAAACAUGAAGAGUGGUAUCAAUUGCAAGAGAAAAAAAUGGAAAAAGAUCCAAGCAAAUUGCUUCUUUGGGCUGCUGAAAAAAAUCGGCUUGCUACAGUGCAGAGACUACUUUCUGAGAAGGCCACUGAAGUGAACACUAGGGAUGAAGAUGAGUAUACCCCUCUUCACCGAGCAGCCUACAGUGGACAC
Messenger RNA from Peromyscus maniculatus bairdii (prairie deer mouse), 279 nucleotides. The record is from RefSeq and is a predicted model, not a curated record. Lineage: Eukaryota; Metazoa; Chordata; Mammalia; Rodentia; Cricetidae.